Messenger RNA from Strongyloides ratti, 417 nucleotides. RefSeq lists its product as hypothetical. Bases 1 to 417 code for a protein of 138 amino acids. The transcript has a single exon. The record is from RefSeq and is a predicted model, not a curated record. NCBI's taxonomy places the organism in Eukaryota, Metazoa, Nematoda, Chromadorea, Rhabditida, Strongyloididae.
AUGGCUGUUUUAUUUAAUCAUAUGUUAGAUUCUGGUGUCUCAACAUUAAUAUUCUUUAUUGGCCUUGUUAUAACAAUAUUACUAGUCAUAAUUGUUUGUUGUACCAAUCCACCUAAUCCUCAUCGUAAUGGGGUUUAUAUUGUGAAGUCUUCAAAACAUAUUAGACAUUCUCAUUACCAUCAUAGAUAUCUUACGCAACCAAUAAAAACAGUAUCAUUAAAUAUUACAUGUGCACCUAGUAUUAGUAGAGAUAUAAAACAAAAUAACAUUAUUGUUAAUGGUCUUAGUACAACACUUCCUGUUUCUAAAUCAGCAAAAUUGGAUGCAAUUAUACAAUUCACCAGAGAUCAAGAAUAUGACACUAAAUAUAAUAAAUCUGGAAUCAAAGUUGUUAGCUGUGAUAGAAGUUUUCUUUAG